AUGCGUAGGCAAUGUCCUGCUUUGCGGGAAGUUGCUGAGGGACGCAGUAUUUACGAAGAGAAAUUCGAGAAGCACCUACGAAUCCGAGCAUUUUCGCCGCUUGUUCCACUACCACCUGUUGUACGACUGGGGGAGUACUUGCUGCAGUGGCUCUGGACUUAUGUCUGGCAUCUUCCCUUGCAGACGAUACGACUCACCGGCUUCUUUACUCGGCUUGUUCUCUACGUUGUUUUCCUCUUUCCUGGCAUGAUCUUUGGACUAGUGUACUGGGCCUUUGCUGGUGAAGACAUCAUCAGCGUGAACUACAAGGAGAAGGGAGGACGCCGCCACACCUGCGAUAUCUACCUACCAAGCUACAAUGGUGGGCAGCCUCAGAAAGCACCAGUCAUGAUCAUCAUCCCUGGUGGCGCUUUCAUUCUUGGCCACAAGGGCUAUGUGACCAUGCUUUGUAGAGCGCUGCGAAGUGUUGGAUUUCUCUGCAUUGCCGUCGAUUACCGCUACUGGCCUCAAACGACAAUUGACGGGAUGGUGGAGGAUGUGAGCGAGGCUGUUGCAUGGUCGAUGCAGCACUGUGAAACAUAUGGUGGCGAUCGGAAACAGAUAGGGAUGUUGGGACUGUCAUCUGGUGCACACGUUGCUGCACUCCUUCUUACACGUCGUGCAGCGCAAGAGAAGAAGAUGUCAUUGCCAGGUCAGUUGUGGUCGACAUCAGACCUGCUUGGCUUCAUUGGUUUGGGUGGAAUCUACGAGUUGCAUGGCCCCUUCAUGUCACACUUGCAUGCCAAAGGCAUCGAUUUCGUGUUGCAACGCCUCGUGAUGGGGGAAAGUGAAGCCGUGCGUGAGAGCCGAUCGCCAAGUCUUUUGAUUCGACGGGAUAAAGAACUGGGCGCCCGCAUGCCUCCGGUGCUUUUGGUGCAUGGCACCAGCGACAAAAUUGUUCCGCAGGAGCAGUCGGAGACAUUUGAGCGCGCUUUGUCUGCUGCUGGCGUAGACGUGGAACUGAUCUUCAGCAAAGGAGAGGGCCACAACGACCCCGUGAUCCACUGCCCACUAAUGAGCAACCACAACACGGUCAGGGCGAUCCUCCUGGCCAUGCAACGCUGGAGUCCACGGAACAGUUCGGAGGCGGUGCAAAGGCUGCAAGCCCGAGUGAACUUUGAUCCGUUGCCAAGAGCUGGAAGCAUGAGCCAUGCUGCGCAGAAUUCUGCGGUUCAGAGCGAGCGCAAGGCGGCAGCAUUUAGAAAUCUUGGGCUGACGCAAGACUCCCGAGCAACCGUGGAGCAAGUCCUUGACUCCAGAACAAUGCAUGUUCUGAGCAAGUUUCUCAAGCGGGGCCUGUUUGAUGAAAUUCAUGGUUGCAUCAGUACGGGCAAGGAAGCAAACGUUUACUACGCAACAUCUGGAGAUGGCAUCGAGCGCGCGGUGAAAGUCUACAAAACGUCCAUCCUCGUCUUCAAGGACAGGGCGCGGUAUGUCGAAGGCGAGUUCCGCUUCCGGCAGGGCUACUGCAAGGGCAACCCGAGAAAGAUGGUAGCCCAGUGGGCGGAGAAGGAAAUGCGAAAUCUUCGCAGACUUGCAGCAGUGGGCAUUCCGUGUCCAGAGGUGCUUGAUGUUCGGCAGAAUGUUUUGGUGAUGGAGUUCCUUGGUCAAGAUGGAAAUGCUGCUCCGCGGCUCAAGGAUGCUGAGGGUCUCGAUGCCCUUUCCUGGGACCAGCUGUACAUGGACUGCGCCCUUCUGAUGAGAGCAAUGAUGCAGCGUUGCAAGCUGGUGCACGGAGAUCUCUCGGAGUACAACAUGCUGUACAACGAUGCCAAACUGUACAUCAUUGAUGUAUCCCAGUCCGUGGAGAGCGACCACCCGCAAGCACUGGACUUCCUCAAGAGGGAUUGCGUGAAUGUCAACAACUUCUUUGCCAAACGCAUGUCAACAAGAGUGUUGCCAGUGAAGCGCUUGUUCGACUUCGUUGUCUCACGUGAGCUGCCAAGGCUUGGCACAUCUGGGGCGAUAUAUGAUGAUGACUCCGAAGCUUUCAAGGCAUUGAUGGAUGCAGCGGAAAAUGGGGACUUUGACCAAGAGGAUGCAGAUGACGAGGUGUUCAUACAAACCUGGAUUCCUAGCAAUCUCAAUCAGGUUUCUGACCAACGCUCCUUGGACCGAGAGCUUGAGAAGAGGCAGCGCGGGGAGGAAGUGCUCUAUGAACGACUCCUAGCAUGUGACGAAGCAGCGAACGAGGAGGAAGUAGCAAGUACCUCUGAAGCGAAGCAGAUUGCAAACAACAGCGAUGACAACGAUGACGAGUCUGACUCAGAGGCUGAGCACGAUGAAACCAAGAACGACGGGCACAAACCAGAUGGAAUGGACAAGGCUGAAUGGAAACGAAAGGUGAAGGAGGAAAAGCGCGAGAAGCGCAAGGACAAAGUGCCGAAGGUCGAUGAAGCUUGCUUCAUCUUGACAAAUGCAAUGCAGGGACAUGCUGGGACAGAGAUGUUUCUGGGCUUGAUUUUCGGCAACCUGCAGACGGUUUCCAUGUUCGGCAUGUGGCAUGUGCUGCUGACUGCAUUUGCCCUCUGUUCGCCCUACUUUGCCUCGAUGCUGCGCUGUCUCACGAGCGGCGCAAUGGAGUUUCAGGCUUUGAGGCUGGGCUUAGAGAGGGAUGGUGCCAAGCAAUUGCAACGGGCGGAGCCUGAUUGGACCAUCGUCGCCGAUGGGCAAGGAGCAGAAGCAGCAACGGGCAUUUUCUGCGAGGGCGCAUGUCCGGCCCUUCAGGCCAAGGAGACUCAUGCUGGUGGUGAUGCCUUGGAGGGAGCCUUGUCGGGCCUAAGGCGAAAUUUCCUGGAAGUAUCAGAUGAGCUGGAGCAAUGGAAACCGCUUCUGGAGCGCAUGAACGACCGUAUGAUGCUGAUUGAGGACGGUUUGGAAAGCGCUCAAGACAAGGUAGAUAUUGUGUCACAUUCCCCAGCUGCUCCAGCUCUAUGGCUUGCACUUAUUGUCGUGAUUUUCGCUGCUCUCCUCCUUGGCUUCAUCGGCAUCUACUGCAUCUUUACACUUCGGCUGUCGUCAAGGCCUAUCAAAGAGGUGAAGAGACCGGCUUUGCGGGCAGUGCUGCACGCCUUAGCGAUGGAUUCUCCAGCCCCAGAUAGAAGAUUGGAUGCAGAGGUAAUGCGGAGAACCCUGGGCAUCUUGCGGACGAUUGCGCCCCCUGUCAGUUUGGGCGAGGGCCUCGUUGCGGCGAUGCAACGUGAACAAGAACAGCGAGCAGCGGCCCUUCAUGGGUAUUCCAGGGUGCACUUCAAGAACCGGAGAGACUUUGAUGGACCGUGGGAUGUCGAAGCAUCAACGAUGGGGCCGGCAGCGGAGGUGUCCGUUGCACUUGAGGCAAUGGACGUACGCAUCCGACAGCGGAUGCUUAACCUUACAGAGCCACCUCAGUUGGCGGCUUUCGCAGCACACCUGCUUGAAGAGCUGACACAGGCACCCAACAAGCCUUUGCCGGAGGUUGCCGAAAAGGCGGGCGAAAUGGUCCUGCAGGCCUUCACAUCACCUGAAGACCACCGUGCUUUAAUCAUUGCUCUGAAUAUUGCCGCCAGAGCAUUGCCGGGAAACCGAUGGCGCUUCAAGGAGGCAAGCCUCUGCAGCCUAAUGCGAUUGGGCGCCGAUUCUCGCGCCAUCGUGGCCUUGCUGCUGCACGAUCUCGACGAGUGCCUUGGACAAUCCUGGGCCGUGGUCUCCAAGGUUUUUGCUUGCUGUCCUGAACUUGGGGAAGAGGUUGUCAACCUCAUUGAUGAGAAGAAGAGGCUUGAACAGCUGGCCUUGCUUCUUUAUUUGCGAGCGCUGGCAGAGGACAGCGCAGCUCAUCACGGACAGGUGCAGCUUGCCGCUUCGCAGCUUACUCGUUUGCUGUACCUGCGAUGCUCCAAGGACUUUCGGGCUGCAAUGGUUGAGAUCGCAGAGGUAGAGCAGAUUCUGCGCAAUCUCUCCACCGCAGUGGCGAGCAGAUUUGGCCUUCCUGACGAGGGACGGGCUUUGGCUCGUUGUGCUUUGGAUUUGCAUGUGCCCUUGGCCCAUGGCCUUGGCUUCGAUGCUUUGGCCCACAAAGGCAGCGUCAACGAACGAAUCACGCCGUCGCUGGAAAAUCGCGCCUUGCGAUUGUAUUUUCCGGAGGAGUACAGCAUGAUUGAGGCAUGGAUGCGAGAAGAAGAUGAGCUACUAAAUCGAACACUUCAGCGAUGCCUCCGAGAAGUCCGGAGGGCAUUGGAUGCAGAUUCUGACGUGCGGGCACUUGCGGUGUGCAAGGUCAGAGGCCGUGUGAAGAGCGUGUACAGCAUUGUGAAGAAACUUCUCCGGCACCGCGGUGUUUCUCGAGAAGAUCUCAAGGCUCAGGCCAUCAAGGACUUACUUGCUGUGGAAGUUGUGGUUGAUCCCGAUCCUUUGGCAGAGGUCCCGCAGAAUCCAGAGUGGUUGGCAGAAGAGUGGCGAGAACGAGCUGCCUGCUUUGCCGUGUUGGAUGCUCUACAACGCUACGCCAAGACAACGAAGGGUUGGUCCGUGUUGCCGGACUCCACCAAGGACUACAUCACAAAAUCCAAGAAGAGUGGAUACCGUGCUCUUCACAUAACACUUUGCACCAAUGUCACCACGCAGAUGCCGAAGGCAUCUAGCCGAGCGAUCGCCCAGCUGCGGACCGUAGACACAAUGACUUGCAAAUUGGAGGUGCACGUCUUUUCUGGAUCCAUGAAACAGAAGGAGCGCAAGGGUCUAGCCUCUCACCACCUUUACAAGGCCUUUGAGCUGGGUCCAGAUGAGAUCUUCGCCUCGUUGGGGGGACGGGCAGCAGACUCCAUCGCUCCUUCUGAGCUGCGGCGUGCCGUGUUCCCUCUCGAGCGGCUGCACCUUUUCGGGGAGGCCUUCAGUGCGGAUCACAUGGACCGCGAGUUCAGGGAGCUUUGCUCCAGCUGUGACCGCAGCCAGGAUGGCCGCCUUACCUUCGUUGAUGUGCAGAAAGCGCAGCAGCAGGUUUCAACACGACUCGAGGACUUUAGACGUGCACUGGAGCAACGAAAUGCCAACUGGUGGGUGCACGGAGUCCAAACCGGCUACAGGCAGUCGUUGGGUGCUACUUCUUGGGACUGGGCGAAGUAUGCAGCAGAAUUGGAUCCACAGCAGAAGGUGUCGAUGCUGCACAAAGCUCUCGACAUGACCAAGGAUGCUCAUGCCGGACAGGUUCGAAAGAGUGGUGAUCCCUACUGGACACAUCCGCUUGCGGUGGCCGACAUUCUUGCACGAGCUUUGCUCCCCCCCGACUCGACGCUGGAACCCCGAUGGCAAUUGGAUGGCCCUGCCUUGGAGCAGGAUGCUGAAAAGCUUUGGCCUCGAAUUGCCGAUGGCCCUGAUGACAUCUUUGCCAUGUACACUGCUGCCCUUCUGCAUGACACGGUGGAGGACACGAGCGUCACGUUGGAGCAGAUUGAGGAUGCCUUUGGACCAGUUGUGGCGUCACUGGUGGACGGAGUGACUAAGGCAUCUCAGGCCUCAUGCACGAAGUCGAGAGCAUCACGAUCUGCACAGGACCUGAGGAAGGUACUGACCAGGGCUGCUCAAGACGUGCGGGUUCUGAUCAUCAAGUUUGCAGAUCGGCUCCACAACAUGCGGACGCUGGCUGAAGAGACGCGGGCUGUGUACGUUCCGCUGGCAGAGCGAUUAGGCGUGCACAUUUGGAAGACGGAGUUCGAGGAGCUCUGCUGUCAAUACCUAAACGGCUGCGCAUACGAGGAAGUCCUAGACCGAAAUCGACGAUCGCAGGUUGCCAGGCAGCGGCACCGCCGGUACAUUCAGCAAUAUAUCCGAACCAUGAUGGUGGAGAUGACAUCUGACUCCAUCUUGGAGAUUUCCGUACGUGAGGAGCCACCGCACACCCAACUGCGUCGAUGGGCAGACCGUCCGGAGACGGAUACUCCGCAGCCUAUCCCGCGUGUGCGGAUAGUCACAAAGGAUCGGGAUGCUUGCUGGGCUUGCCUCGGACGAAUCCACUCGAUUUUGCCACCAAUGCCCGGCCGGCUGCGGGACUACAUUUCGUCUCCAAAGGAAAAUCUGUACAUGUGCCUCCACACAACUGUGCUCAUGGACGGUACUGCAGUUGAGGUCUACAUCCUGAGUUUGGAGAUGGAGUGGGUUGCCGAGUUUGGGGUUGGCGCUUUUUGGCGCCACAAUGAGGACUUGCAGAGAAGUGAAACUGGAAGAAGCUUCUUGGCGGCCCUGCAUUCAACCUGGAUCUUGCAGGCGUGUGUCAGAUUUGCAGCAUGUGUCGAUGGAGCCAUCAUCAUUGCCGUCCUCGAGCUCGAGGAAUCCACAAAGCCUCGGGCCGCUCGAGAGCCAAGCAAGCUGGGAUCUGCAAACUCGCUCGAGCUCCAAUUCUUCGCUCUUCCCACAUGGUUGACCAAGGAGCUGCUGAUCAAGAAGAUGGAUUGUGUACGCAGUUCAACCACUGUUGAUCUGGCAUGGGUUGAGCAGCGGUUGGCCUCAAGAGGAGUCAUGGAAGCUUGGAGUUUGCUGCAGCGCAUUUCCAAAGUGGCUUCUGAUUUUGCCGGUGGCACAGGCAGCAGGCAGCGUGAUGACAGCGAGGCCACGGGCUAUUGGUCCGCGUCCUUCCAAGACAGCUCGGUAGAUGUACGGUUUCAUUUAAUCGGCGAGGAAAUAGCAGAUGGCGGCGAGCUGCUGGCAGAGCUACAUCGGGCCUACAGUGAGGCUGUGCAUGGCUGUGCAAAAGCAUCUCUUCACGCCAGCUUGAGCAUGGCUGGUUCAUGGCCAGCUCAAGCCAUGCAGGGGCAGGCGACGCGUUGUUGUGCUUUGUGCAUUUGGGAGGCCCUGCGUGAGAAGGUGGCUGUAUUCACACCGACAGGCCGUGUGCUAUAUCUUCCACGGGAUGCAACGCCUCUGGACUUCGCGGUGUGGAACCUUGGCGCCAAGAAGGGCUUGCGAGCAGAGGCUGCUUUCAUUGACAGCAGUGAGGCGACGUUGAACACAAGGUUGCGGGAGGGCCAGACUGUGCUUGUGCACUUGCACGACGACGAAAAGCUUCUGCCUCCACUGGAAUGGUCUGGCGUCCAUCUCAGGCCGGAAGAUGUACUUGCGCACAACACGUGCUCGAGCAGCACUGGUGGACAUGAGGAGCAACCCUUGUGCAAGUGCCAUUGUCAUGUCACUUCCACACCGCUUGUAUCCUUGUAA
Molecule: messenger RNA, 7224 nt
Organism: Symbiodinium natans
Lineage: Eukaryota; Dinophyceae; Suessiales; Symbiodiniaceae
Source: the annotation of a GenBank genome assembly